AUGGAGGUGAACGAUUAUAUCAGUCGCGAAUUCUGCUCGGGGAGCUGCUUUGACACUCGCGAAAAAGGGCUGCAAUGCGUCGGUUAUUUAGAAGAUGUGAACGACGCUGAAACUCAGUCGAUCAACACCUGCCCAAUAUCGGAAAUCAACAUUGAGGGACGUAGUUGUGUUAAUUCUGUGGGUACCGAUAGUCGGAAAAGUUUUUCAGAUACCGCGUUAGGCAAUGAGACAUGCACGGGUGGAACCUCGAUUGAAAAUUGCAAGCAUUUUGUCGAGGAGUCUGUAGAAGUGCAAACAGAAGCUUGGCCGAUUCCGUGCAGGUGUCAUCGGUUGGAACCAGAGACUUGCAAGUCUGAAAUUGGAACGAAGAAGAAAAGGAAGAAAGCCAAGAGCAAGUCGAAGGAAGAAACCAAGGGUACCAAAAGCUGCCUCAAAGCUAUGCAAGAGAUAGUUCGACCACGACAGAAACGCCAAACAAGGAAGGGCUGCACUUUUGACAUGAAACACUUUCAGGAUAAAAUACUUACGCUGCUUGAUCAAGAAUGCGGAAUUUGUCAGUGCUGUAAUUGCAAUAGCCCUGGGAAACUGAAUGUGGAAAGUAGACCCGAAAGACACGUCGACAGACAAACCAAAUGCGAGAAACGAGUGGAGAAGGAGGAAAAACAAUCAGGUCUAACUAAACGCGAAAGGAUACCGACAACUAUACAACGAGAUGACAAAACUGUGAUGGUAUACCGUACGUCGAUGGCGUCUAACAAUAAGUCAUCGACGAUGUCCGGGAGGCAACGCGAGUCUGCAGAGAAAGAGAAAAAUAUUGAAUCAUCAUCUCGAAGGUCGGGUUCGCGAAGGGCUAAAAGAGCCAGAAGAGUUCAAGUCUCAGCCUCGUCUUCUGAGUUGGAAAUCUGCAAUAUCAAUAGGAAAGAAAAACGGAAGAAACGUCGAUCGAAGGAAUCAAAGAAAAAAUUUUCAUGCGAUUCUUAAUUAGUGAUAAAGCUGCAGAGAUGUUUCUUGGAUGACGUCAGGCCAAUGCUCUGAGUUUGAUCCGCGCUAUUAGCAGCUGUAAAAUUGCAUAGCUAGGAAUUUCGUUUUCGGACGAAAAAACAACAGAUACGCGUUCGAUGAACGUGAAUGGAGUUACGAAUUAU
Messenger RNA from Neodiprion fabricii, 1145 nucleotides. RefSeq lists its product as uncharacterized. The record is from RefSeq and is a predicted model, not a curated record. The transcript has 3 exons. The coding region runs from base 1 to 981 and encodes 326 amino acids. Lineage: Eukaryota; Metazoa; Arthropoda; Insecta; Hymenoptera; Diprionidae.